CUCGGUGCUCAGAUUCAGACAGACAGACGUCAGUCGUGGUUUCCCCAAGAGGGGAUUUUCUGGCCGCAGAAGUGAACAAUUCCGUACAAUCCUUGGAGCGAAACAUAUGACUGAAACUGUCCGACAGGAGUCAUCACGUGAGACAAGCGCAGGUUCUUUAUAAGCCUCCGAUCUGCGCUCGCCACAAUUAGUACACCGCUAGACUCGAGAUAAUGAACACUGCAGCAGCUUUGUACAGAGAUCUCGCAGGGAUAAUAAUAAAAUAUAACAGUACAGCGCAGCAGGCCUACGCAUAGACCAUAGAGGAAUCCAGCCAUAUUUGACAUCUGACACCUGACAUCUGAUAUUUGACACCUAACAACAAAAUAUACAGAAUCUCCGACCUCGACUCUAUCAGCGAGAGAGUGACCUGAGGUGACCCCUGACUGACCCCUGGCCCCCACGACACACACACACACACACACACACACAAUGCCGCGCCUGUCUCACGAAUGCUACGGGUUGUCCAGCCCAGACCAGAACGGCUUCCGUCACAAACUGUCCAUGGACCCCUCCAAACAGAAGACCGGGGACUGCUACGUCACCUACAAGGCUCGGGCGAACAGCGAGGGGAAAUUCUCUGACCCCCGCCAUGACGCCAUUGUUGUUGCUAAGUUCCCGCUUCCGGGUCAAGAAAGUCGCAAGUGGACGCAGCGAGAGAUGGACAAGUUCAGUGCCUCCCACCAGAUGGCGCAGAAGUUCAACAUGUUUCUCACAUGUGUGGGUGCCGGGCAGAACGGCGAGGGGACUGGUGGUUUUCGGAACGACCUCUCCUCAAGGGAUGAGGAUAAGGAGAAGGAGGAGCGAGACGGAAUCAUUUCUUUUCUCCCCCUCCAGACAAAUUCUUUGUCGUCCGUGUCGUUUCUGGACAAGUCGAGAAAAGUUGGGGACUGCUUCGUUUUCGAAGACAAGCUGAAAAACUUCCAGACGUUUGUCGGAUCGAACGGGCAGGCCUCCGCUGUGGAAAGGCCGAAGCGCGGCAUCCGCUCCGUCUGUUUCAAGCGGUCGCGGAAACGCUCGGGCGGUGAGAGCGACUCGUCCUCUGCCGGCCGCGAGCGAUCCUCCUCUAACAGCUCUGCCGAGUGGGCGUGUGGUGAGAGGGACCAGAAGAAGGAGGAAAGCAUGACGUACGUUCACAGCUCGUCCCCGCCACCACAUGACGUCAUGCUCAUGGGCGGCGGCGGCAGACUCCCGACGUAUGAGGAGAGCGAGAUGUGGACCAAGUAUGGAGCCCCUCCCCUCUGGUGCCCCCCGAUAGAGUAUUAUUAUCAUCACGUUCUCGGCGGGGACUUCAACAAUAACCCUGUCUAUAUCGACUGUUCUGCUCAGGACGCGGAGGUUCUCAACAAGGAGAGAAAUCUGCCGGGAGGAAGCGGGAAACUGAGUGGUCGUGGGCGGAGCCUGUCUGUUGACAGCUGUCAGGGGGAGGACUCGGACGACCUGAGCCACGCCCACCUCCACGCCUUCAUCCAUCACUUCUUCUGCCACAGCCACGGCCAGCAAAUCAUCAGCAAUCUAAGAGGAGCCUGCCAAAAGGGCGGGGCUUACGUUCUGUCCACGCCCACCAUCCACUCGGUUGACAGGUCGUUCGGUGCUUGUGACGAGGGGGUAGAGGGCAUGCGGGAGGUCAUCCGGCGCCAUGUUUGCUCCCGCUACUGCAGACAUCUCCCAGACAUGGAGGAACGCUUACAGCGGAACCUGGAAGAACGUCAGUGAGUGCAUGUGGUGUGUCUGUGUCUCACCACACCCCUCCAUUUCCUUCUAUACCCCGUAUACAUAUAUAUUUAUUUAUUUUAUUUUAUUUAUUCAUU
Aplysia californica (California sea hare) is the source of this 1850-nucleotide messenger RNA. RefSeq lists its product as uncharacterized. Lineage: Eukaryota; Metazoa; Mollusca; Gastropoda; Aplysiida; Aplysiidae. Gene Ontology annotation, biological process: protein phosphorylation. Bases 472 to 1755 code for a protein of 427 amino acids. The transcript has 2 exons. Gene Ontology annotation, molecular function: protein serine/threonine kinase activity; ATP binding. The record is from RefSeq and is a predicted model, not a curated record.